AUGGCUUAUUUUGGAAAUAAUCAAUAGCGUGGAGAAUUAUAAGAGUUGUAUGCUGAUUUGAAUGAUUUAAAUUUUGAGAAAAAGAAAGAAGUAUUACAUUAAUUAAUGUGAUAUUAAGGCUAUUAAGAAAGUUAUUGCUUAUAUGACAGUAGGAAAAGAUGUGUCACAAUUAUUUUAAUCAGUUAUUAAGUGUCUUGAAUUUUAAGAUAUAGAAAUGAAAAAGUUGGUAAUAAUAUUGGAUAAUAUUUAAUAGAUUUACUUAUACAUUGUGAAUUAUUCUCGUUAAAAACCUGAUGAUGCCAUUAUGGUGAUUCAAAAUUUUAGGAAAGAUGUACGUAAAUCAGAAAAUCCAUUGGUAAGAGCAUUGGCUAUAAGAACAUUUGGUUGUUUAAGAGUUCCAAAAUUGAAUGAAUAUUUGAUUGAACCACUGAAAGAUUGUGUUUAAGAUGAUGAUCCUUAUGUGCGCAAAACUGCUGUUUUAUGUGUUCCUAAAGUAAUUUUCUUUCAUUUUUAUUAGGUAUUUGAAGUAUCACCUGAAUUAUGUCCAGCUUUAUUAGAAUAAUUAUAGAAAUUAUUAGAAAAGGAAUCAAAUGCAUUGGUUUUGGCAAAUUUAAUUUAGUCCAUGAGAGAAAUUGAAGUUGUUAAUGGUAAACAAUUAAUUGUACUAAAUCCUAAAAUUAUACAAAAAUUGUUAUUAGCUAUUGAUGAAUGUAUGGAAUGGGGUUAGAUAUUCAUUCUUGAUUAUUUGGCUACUUAUGAUCCUGUUGAUUCUAAAUAAGCUGAAAUAAUAAUUGAAAGAACAUUGCCUAGAUUGAGUCAUAUCAAUCCUACUGUUACAUUUUGUGCUGUUAAACUAAUACUUAAAUAUUUAGAUUAUCUUAAUAAUGGAGAUUUAGUCAAGAAUCUUUGUAAAAAGAUAUCUCCUUCACUUAUAUCUUUGCUUUCUUGGAAUCAACCUGAAAUUUAAUAUACCAUUCUUAGAAAUAUCUCAUUGAUAUUACAAAAAUUUCCUAUUCUUUUUGAAAAUGAAGUCAAAGUAUUUUUUUGUUCAUUUAAUGAACCAUAUUAUAUAAAAUAUGAAAAAUUAGAUAUUAUGGUAAGAAUUUGUGAUUCUAAAAAUUUUCAUUAAGUUUUAAAUGAAUUAAUGAUAUAUAUUAAUGAAGCAGAUCCUCAUUUUGUAAGAAAAACAAUUAAAUCAAUUGGUAAAAUUGCUGUUAUGUAUGAUAAAGCACUUGCUGAGUAAUAAUAACUUAAUUAGUUAGAGCUGUUUCAAUCUUAGUAGAAUUUGCUAAAAAUGUUUAAUAAACCAAUGAAGCUGUCUAAGAAUUAUUCAUUCAAAUGUAAAUUAUCUACAGAAAAAAUCGAAAUUUAUAUAAAACUAAUGAUAGUCUUAAAAUAUUAUUCAGUAUUAUUGACUAUGCUAAUGAACCAGAAGCAAAAGUAUUUUUCUAUUUUCUUAACAAUAUUAGAGUGCUUGUGCUUGGAUUAUUGGUGAGUUUGCAGAAUUCAUUCCUAAAUCAGUUGAAAAGAUGGGGGAAUAUGUUGAUAAUUUUAUAUUGGAAGAUCGAUUAGUUUAACUUUAAAUAUUAACAUCAGGAGUUAAACUUUAUAUUAAAUAUCCUUCAUUAUGUUCAGCAUUAAUUUAAUAACUUAUAAAUUCUGCAAAAGAUUCUUUUAAUCCUGAUGUUAGAGAUAGAACAUACAUUUAUUGGAGAUUAUUGUCUACUGAUCCAGAAAUUGUGAAGAACUUAAUUUGUUAUGUUGCUGUAGGAUCUUCUCAAUUUUAAAAAGACAUACGUCUAUGGGAAACUAAAGAUUUGAUUACUGCUUUAGAAAAUAUGGGUAGUAUUAGUAAUCUAUUUCAUAAGUUACCAAAUUAAUUAUAUAAAAAUAUUAAAGUCAGGAAUAAGUAAUAAUAAUAUUUUAUAUUUAAGUAAUCAACAAGAAGUAAAAAUAUAUAAGGCAGAUGAGAAAUAAGAGGUACCUUCAAAAGAAUAAGAAAUCAAAAAGGAUGAUUAAAUUCAAUAAUAAUAAUAAUAACCUAAAUAAGAUUUUGAUCUAUUAAAUUUUGAAGAACCUGUAUCUAAUAAUAAUAAUAAUAAUAAUAAUAAUAAUAAUAAUAAUAAUAAUAAUAAUAAUAAUAAUAAUAAUAAUAAUAACAAUAAAAUAGAUGUGUAUGAUUUAAUAUGA
Messenger RNA from Paramecium pentaurelia, 2190 nucleotides. The record is from the annotation of a GenBank genome assembly. Lineage: Eukaryota; Ciliophora; Oligohymenophorea; Peniculida; Parameciidae.